Emericellopsis atlantica is the source of this 2101-nucleotide messenger RNA. RefSeq lists its product as uncharacterized. Bases 121 to 1722 code for a protein of 533 amino acids. Lineage: Eukaryota; Fungi; Ascomycota; Sordariomycetes; Hypocreales; Bionectriaceae. The record is from RefSeq and is a predicted model, not a curated record. The transcript has a single exon.
GCUUGAAGCCGUGGCUAGAUUACGGCGGCAGAGAGCAUCAAGACUUCUGUGCUCUCGAUCAUUCAUAAACCUGGAGAACCAGGCCCUCGCUUCGCGUAUCAUCCCACCGCCAGUGACAGGAUGGCCCGAAUGGCUGCACCGUCACCGACGCCAUCGACUGACGAGUUGUCACAAACCUGCCCAAUGUCAACGAGCGACUGCGGCAACGAAUGGUCCCAGCACGCUCAGUUAGGGUAUGACACCCCUCCGCUGGAUGAUGGACCUGGCUGCGCAGAUGCCCGCCUUCACCCGAUAUUCAAUCUUCAAGACUAUACACUACACGCCACGGAACAUCAUUCAGAGGCUCCACAGGGGUCAAUGGCCAAGCACGACAUGCUAAGCACUUGUGAAGUGCCGGUGAUAGGUCAUCAGGCCCAGCAACAGGAUGGGUACAGCUAUACUUCAGCGAAUCACCAUGGUAAUACUGGGCUUGACCUCCAGAGUUCGAAGAAGACAGUGAAGGGCAAGAAGAAGGCACCUGGAAAGCCACGACGGAAGGACAAGAAAGAACAGUUUCCGGAUCUGGUUGAGCCCCUUUCCCGGUGGGCGAAGGACCAUGAGAUUCAGCCACUCAGUGUGCAUAACUUCGCAACUAGGGACAUCAAGAAGAGGAUCACCAGAGCUGUGAAAGACGGCUACGUCAAGCGGAAUCUCAAUGUCUUUUUCCUCUACAAGCAGGCUUAUGCGAAUGUUGCGCAAGCUUGGAUGACGAUCCAUCACCCCAGUCUGGCCAGAACUCAGCCACCGCUGGUGACGCUUGUGGGAGAGUCCUGGGCUAAAGAAUCGGACGAAUUCAAACGCGGAUAUACCAAGUAUUCUGAGCUCGAGAGAGAAGGGUUGCGGAAGGCUUUUCCCGAUUACAAGUACAAACCAGGCACAAAGAAGACCCAGACAGGCCAAGACCAAUCACCUCAAGGCCGUCAGGCGCCUACAACGCCGAUGCGCAACGGCAGCUGCCCACCUAGUGAUUACUCCGGCACGCCUGGGGGGUCUUCGAAUCGGAGUGUCAGCUAUCAAGGAUCUCCUCGGUUCGAUUCCGGGCGUUAUUCUGGGAACGAGGCCUACAACACUCCAUGUGGUCCAGCCCCGACAUCAACGGGCUACCACUCCCAUCCUCUAGGCGGAGGACACGAGGGCUUUCUAUACCCAUCACCGCCCUGCAUUGGGUCACAGUGGUCUACACCUGUACGAGGUCGUCUAGCAAGAUCGGUGUCACCCGCUUUCAGCCAGCAGUCAUCUCUCUCUGCGUGGGACUACGGCGCUGUCGACCCGAGCCUCUCUGGAUCCUUUUCAGACUAUACCCCUUCACGCUCAACCUCGGAGGAACCAGGCUAUGUCGUGCCGGCUCAUGCUUUCACCAACAUGCCCAGCAUCGACUUUUCACGGGUACCCGCUGGCGUGCCGCCAAAAGACAACUUUGCUGAUCUUCUUGAUCCGUCAAUUUACCAGGAGUCGACGGUCGAUCCAGCCCGUCGCAACUCUGCCGAUCUUUGGCAAGGCGGUGGCUCUGUGCUUUCAUCUAUUCCCGGCGGAGAUAUGGUGUUCCAGCAACUCCCGGGUUCCGACGCAAAUGAAUGGCAUGUUGAACCGGUAGAACACGAUGCUGGCUACCACAAUUACACUUGGGACGCCAACAUCUGGUCACACGGACUGGAGGAUGAUCCUCUGGAGCAACUCACUUGACUAUUCCCUAGCUCUUCGCCAUGCGUUGUGCGAUCAGCGUAGUGUCCCGUUUCCGGCUUGUGGAACGUUCAAUGGAAGCGUCUUUCAUGUUUCCUUCGGUCUUUUUUUGCUGCCUCGUCAUAAAAUUUUGGCCCCCACGGAUUUCAGGUUUUGUUGUUCAGGUCCAUAGAGGGAGUUGGUAAAUUUGCGGUUAUCUAGGAGUGAUGAUGUUCUGGCGGUAUUAGGGAGUUUGGGACUGGAGUACACAUGCUUUAUUUAAGAGCGUAUCCUUAAAUGUGUCCAGUGUCGGAAAAUCAUGAUAUUUCCGUGCAUUUGUUUAGUAUUCAUUCAAUAUACCGUCGCAAAAAAUACUACAACAGCAAGAUGCUACUACCAUCUC